GGGCGUGAUCGCUGGAGGAACCAUCCAAUAAGCGUCAAGCACCUCUUUCACAACAUUCCAAUCUCUCCCAAACGCGCUUCCUCCUCCUCCUCCUCCUCUACUUUGACCAGUCCGCCUGUUUGUGUGUGUGUGUGCGUGUGUGUGUGCGUGUGUGCGUGCGUGCGGCGCGCGCGCGCAUGUGUGUGCGUGGGGAGGACUGUGACACGUAACUUUGUCCGCUUCACUGACGUGAGCAGGCAGGACACCUCCACCUUGUGCGGGGAGAGCAGAGAGAGCCAGCAUGGAGGCGAGGGACGCAGCAGCAGGCGCUCUAGUGGGCAGUGAUGGAGAGGAGCAAGCUGCAAAGAAGGAUGCAGCUCCCAAAGAAGACAAACCGCAGACCAAAGGCAAGAUGGAGCAGCUCUUUGGGUUCAAGAGGGAGGACCUGACCUCCUGGCCGAACCUGGUGGCCCUCCUGAACCGCCCCACUGACCCGGCAUCGCUCGGCAUCUUCCGGUGCUUGUUUGGUUUGCUGAUGGUCAUCGACAUCACGCAGGAACGUGGCCUCAGCCACCUGGACUACAAGUACCUGGAUGGGGCUCCUGUGUGCCGCUUUCCCCUCUUCAAUUUUCUACAGCCCCUGCCGCUGGACUGGAUGUAUCUGGUGUAUGUGGUGAUGUUCCUGGGUGCCCUGGGCAUCAUGCUUGGCUUUUUCUACCGCCUCUCCUGCCUGAUGUUCAUUUCGACCUACUGGUACAUCUUCUUUCUGGACAAAACGACCUGGAACAAUCACUCGUACCUCUACGGCCUCAUUGGAUUUCAGCUCAUGCUCAUGGACGGCAACAGAUACUGGUCAGUUGAUGGAUUGCGGAGACCGUCUAUAAGAAACACUCAAGUGCCUCUGUGGAAUUACACUUUGUUGAGGACACAGAUAUUCAUUGUAUACUUCAUCGCUGGGAUCAAAAAGUUGGACGCUGAUUGGGUGGAGGGAUACUCCAUGUCAUACUUGGCGCACCACUGGCUUUUUGAUCCUUUCAAAGUGAUUCUUCCUGUGGAGUUAGUGAGUCUGCUGGUGGUGCACGGAGGCGGUCUCUUCCUGGAUCUCUCUGCUGGCUACCUGCUGUUCUUCGAUGCUACGCGACCUUAUGCUAUUUUCUUUGUCUCCUACUUCCACUGUAUGAACUCUCAGCUCUUCAGCAUUGGGAUGUUUCCCUACGCAAUGCUGGCCACCAGUCCUCUCUUUUGCUAUCCGGACUGGCCCAGGAGAUUCUUCUCCCAUUUCCCAGCAUGCCUCAGGGUGGUCCUGCCACUUAGCUCACCGGACCCUCAGCCCAGCUCCUCUUGUGUUUACCAUGAGAUCCAGAGCCCCGGCGCUGAACGCCAGGAGACCCCGCCUGUUGCCAAACCUUCCAAACUGAGACUCAAGCACAAGCUGGCAGCCAUUUUUACAAUCAUCUACAUAAUUGAACAGUUAUUCCUGCCGUACUCCCACUUCAUCACACGGGGUUACAACAACUGGACCAAUGGAUUGUACGGCUACUCCUGGGACAUGAUGGUUCACUCCCGCAGCCAUCAGCAUGUUAAGAUCACCUACAGAGAUGGAAAAACCGGAGACGUUGGAUAUCUGAACCCCGGGGUGUUUACACAGAGCCGUCGGUGGAAAGAUCAUGGGGACAUGCUGAAGCAGUACGCCACGUGCCUCAGUCACUUCCUGCCUCGCUAUAAUAUUUCUGAUCCAGAAAUUUACUUUGACAUCUGGGUGUCCAUCAAUGAACGCUUCCAGCAAAGGAUCUUUGAUCCCCGUGUGGACGUUGUGACGGCUGAUUGGUCUCCUUUCCAACCAAACCCAUGGCUGAUGCCCCUGCUAGUGGAUCUCUCACCUUGGAGGAGCAAGUUCCAGGAGAUCGAGGGCAGCCUGGACAAUCAGACGGAGAUCGUCUUCAUAGCUGAUUUCCCAGGUCUCCACUUGGAAAACUUUGUUAGUGAAGAUCUGGGCAACACCAGCAUCCACGUGCUGCAGGGCAACGUGAACGUUGAGAUAGUGGAGGAGAAAAAGAACAUCAGUGUGCAGCCUGGUGAGCAGAUAAAGGUUCCUGCUGGGGCUUAUCACAAGGUGUACACAGUGUCCGAAGUCCCUUCAUGCUACAUGUACAUCUAUGUCAACACCACAGAGGCUGCGCUGCAGAAAAACUUCACCAAGCUGUUUGAGAUCCAGGAGCGCAUUCGCAAUGGGACAGAAACUGAGCCUCUUCCUCCUGAGCUGCAGCCUCUCGCCGCUGCGGACGAUCACGAAGGGUCAGAGGUCAACGCCACCGAUCCGAUCGUGCGGCUCUUCCUGAAGAGGCAGCGUCGCUUGAAGGAGGUGAAGAAACGCAGGGAAGCCGGCGCCCUGGAGCGGCUGCAGCGAUUUGCGGUGAAAAAGUAUUACACAAUACGGAGGGGAUUCUUGAUGACGGUCAUUGCUAUGAGGAACCUGGCGGUGGGUCUGCCUCCUCUGGAACAGCUGACAAGAGAAGUCGCCUUUGCCAACAUGAAAGAACCGGAGGGUGAAACCAACCAGGACGAACGACUCAAAGACGAAAUUGGUCACGGAGAACUUUAAAGCCACCGCUGGCACCAGAGAUGCUCUGCCGAAGUGCCUGCAGGUGGUGGAUCACACAUUCCUAAGAAGUGCGUGUUUUUUUUUUUUUACUGGACUGUUACUACACUGGGACACCGUCGCCCAGUAAUCAGAUUGUUUCAAGUAUUUUGUUAUGAAUCUGUAGUGUUGCUAAGAACGCGUUUCUGUUAUAGAUGCAGCAAAACUAAAAAAAACUGCACGUUAACAGAUAUGCACCGCUUUGCCGUGGAAGAUUACAUUUCAUUUUUUUUAUUUGUCUAAUUUUGUUUGAGAAUGUUAUAAUUGCUUUAUGGCUGGAUGAUGUGACCAAACAGAAAUAUCACAAGAGACAUUGACAAUAUGUUGAGAAUUAUUUAAAAAUCAGAGCUCUGACAGGUACAAGUUUGAAUCUUUAAUUAUGUUGAUGCUGUUUUGUUUGUUGAUUUUAAUGAACACACUGAAACGAACAGGAUGAGGUUUGUUGAAGCCUGUAGGUAUGUUUUCAUCUUUCAACUCUGAUUUAGAAAAUUCUGGCCAAAUAUUUGGAGGAUUGCUGUUUUAUUCAGGGGAUAUUCUUCUCUAAACUUUUAUUCUAACCCCUAUAAUGUGAUGAAAACAAUUGUUAGCUUUUUAGUUGGCAGCCUUUUUUAUUAACUUUCCUAAAAGAUCUUAUCCUGACGUUAUUUUCAUUAAAAAAAAUCGUCUGACAAA
This is a messenger RNA of Scophthalmus maximus (turbot), 3289 nucleotides long. It is a transcript of the gene ggcx, whose product is annotated as gamma-glutamyl carboxylase. Gene Ontology annotation, molecular function: gamma-glutamyl carboxylase activity; vitamin binding. Gene Ontology annotation, biological process: peptidyl-glutamic acid carboxylation. The record is from RefSeq and is a predicted model, not a curated record. NCBI's taxonomy places the organism in Eukaryota, Metazoa, Chordata, Actinopteri, Pleuronectiformes, Scophthalmidae. The transcript is spliced from 15 exons. Bases 281 to 2581 code for a protein of 766 amino acids.